GUUGACCCGUAGCUGUUCACCUCACCAGCGAGGCUGACAAGACUGCAUGAUUGUCACUGUCCCCAAGGCUACAUGGACACCCUUCCUGAGAGCGCAUAACCAGUAUCCUCGGGGGAGCAGUGGAGCCAACUUCUGGACUGACUAAUCAUGACUUCUAUAAAGGAGCAGGCAGCAAUUAGCCGCCUCUUGAGUUUCUUACAAGACUGGGACAAUGCUGGCAAAGCUGCAAGAGGUGUCAUCCUCAACAAUUUCAUUGAAGCCAACCAAGGCAAGACUGCCCCAGAACUGGAGCAGGAGUUUUCCCAGGGAGCCAGCUUGUUCCUGGUGCGCCUGACUACCUGGCUUAGACUCAGCUAUAUGACUGGUUCAUGUUUAGACAAGCUUCUACAGUCCAUUGGCAUCUUCUUAUCAGCUGUCAGCAGUAAUCGGUACCUUUUAGAAUUUCUUGAGGUUGGCGGUGUCCUGACACUCUUGGAAAUACUUGGACUGGAGAAGAUCAAAGAAGAAGACAAGAAGGAAUCCAUCAAACUACUUCAGGUUAUUGCAAACUCUGGCAGGAAGUACAAAGAGCUCAUUUGUGAAAGCUAUGGUGUACGAUCCAUUGCAGAAUUUUUGGCAAAGUCUAAGUCAGAAGAGACCCAGGAAGAAGUACAGGUUCUGUUGGAUUCUUUGAUUCACGGUAAUCCCAAGUACCAGAAUCAAGUGUACAAAGGUCUAAUAGCUUUACUGCCCUGCACGUCCCCGAAAGCUCAGCAGCUGUCCCUGCAGACUCUCAGGACUGCCCAGUCAAUCGUUGGAACCACACACCCUACCAUCGUGGAGUGUGUGCUGAAGGUGCUGAGCACGAUGCACCUGGAAGUCCAGUAUGAAGCCAUCAGAUUGAUCAAGGACCUGGCUAAUUACGACGUAUGCCCAGCCCUGCUCCAGGGCCUCGUAAAGCUGCUGAUCCCAUCUGUUGAGGAGACCAGAGAACUGGAGUCCAAGAUCCUCAGCGGUAAGAGUUGUCUCAGAUGUGUCAGUUCUCCAGCUCACCUCCCAGCUGCCAGUGUUCUUGCAGCAGGCCGCAGCCGCCAAAGCCAUCAGCCCCUGCUUCCCCGGUCCAGGAUCCUGGCUACCCACAACAUGUGCCUGGCAGAGGAUAUGCUGCACCUGGGGGUGGUGCACAGCCUGAUGGUUGCCAUGGGAAACAUGGACCACAGCAACAGCCAGAGGCAGGCCAGCCUCACACUGGAGUUCUUUGUGCAGACAUUCCCGGUGGUGGAGGAGCACGUGAGCAAGGCCAUGGGGCAGGAGCUCUACUCACUCUUCAUGAGCAACGCUGAGGACUUGUACUUGAAAAUGGAUGCCAUUCAGGCUGACAUCCUGGUGGCCAACAAAGUCAAUGUUGCCAAAGUCAUCCACCUCAGUGGCCUCUCCUACAACCAGAAGUUUCACCUGGGCUCUCUGGAUGAGGACCCUCUGGCCUACAUCAACCGCUUCCAGGAGGACGUGGAAGGAAAGAACUAAAGGCACCACGGGGAGCCUGGGACACCACUGAGUAUGCAGGGACACCCAGCAAGAAGGGGGCCUGAGGCUGAGCUCAGGGCAGCUGCUGGGCCCCAGACGGAAGUUAGACACAAGGGGUAACUGGGAAAAGUUCAAUAAACAGCCUUGUUCUCUGCCUAC
Erinaceus europaeus (western European hedgehog) is the source of this 1665-nucleotide messenger RNA. RefSeq names its product armadillo like helical domain containing 1 (gene ARMH1). Bases 148 to 1506 code for a protein of 452 amino acids. The record is from RefSeq and is a predicted model, not a curated record. The transcript has 12 exons. NCBI's taxonomy places the organism in Eukaryota, Metazoa, Chordata, Mammalia, Eulipotyphla, Erinaceidae.